AUGGAUGUUGAAUUAAAUGUAACAUUAUUAACUCUUGGUGGGUUUGUAGAAUUGCACAGAUACAGAUAUCUUUAUUUUGUCGUCAUAUUCACACUUUAUAUUCUGAUACUCUGCUGUAAUUGCACUAUAGUGUGCAUUAUCUGGACCCACACAAGCCUUCAUAAGCCAAUGUACAUUUUCAUUGCAGCUUUGUUAAUCAACUCUGUUCUUUACAGCACAACUAUUUAUCCAAAGCUUUUAUCUGAUGUUUUGUCUGAAAAACAGGUUAUAUCGUAUCCACUCUGUCUCUUCCAAGGUUUUGUAUAUUACACCUUGGAUGGUUCAGAGUUUUUACUGUUGGCAGCCAUGGCCUAUGACAGGUAUGUGUCUAUAUGCAAACCCCUGCAAUAUCCAGUUAUCAUGAAUAAAAUAACUGUACAUGUCUGUCUGGUUUUAGCUUGGGUUAUACCUGCUUUUGAGAUUGCAGUGUCAAUUGUGUUGUAUUAUAAUGUAAAACUCUGUAGCUUUACCCUGGCAGGAAUUUUUUGUAACAAUUCAUGUUACAAGCUUCAGUGUGUGCCCUCAGUAGCAAUAUCUAUAUAUGGUGUAGUCACGGUGAUAAAUAUUGUUCUUCUGCCUCUGCUUUUCAUACUUUUUUCAUACAUCAGGAUUCUUAGGAUAUCUUACCAAAGUUGUAGAGAAGUGAGGAAAAAAGCUGCAAAGACUUGUUUACCCCACUUGCUGGUUUUAAUCAACUUCUCCUGUUUUAUUGGUUUUGAUGCAAUUAUAAUGAGACUGGAAUCUGAUUUAUCAAAAACUCUUCGUUUGAUAUUAACUUUUCAGUCAAUUGUUUUUCAUCCUCUUUUAAAUCCAAUUAUAUAUGGACUCAAAAUGAGUGAAAUUUCUAAACAUCUCAAGAUAUUGAUGUGUCUGUUUAAAAAACAUUGA
This is a messenger RNA of Archocentrus centrarchus (flier cichlid), 927 nucleotides long. RefSeq names its product olfactory receptor 6N2-like. The coding region runs from base 1 to 927 and encodes 308 amino acids. Gene Ontology annotation, biological process: detection of chemical stimulus involved in sensory perception of smell; G protein-coupled receptor signaling pathway. Gene Ontology annotation, molecular function: G protein-coupled receptor activity; odorant binding; olfactory receptor activity. The transcript has a single exon. The record is from RefSeq and is a predicted model, not a curated record. Lineage: Eukaryota; Metazoa; Chordata; Actinopteri; Cichliformes; Cichlidae. Gene Ontology annotation, cellular component: membrane.